This is a messenger RNA of Oryzias melastigma (Indian medaka), 4843 nucleotides long. RefSeq names its product casein kinase 1, gamma 2b (gene csnk1g2b). Gene Ontology annotation, cellular component: nucleus; cytoplasm; plasma membrane. The transcript is spliced from 11 exons. The record is from RefSeq and is a predicted model, not a curated record. NCBI's taxonomy places the organism in Eukaryota, Metazoa, Chordata, Actinopteri, Beloniformes, Adrianichthyidae. Gene Ontology annotation, biological process: peptidyl-serine phosphorylation; positive regulation of canonical Wnt signaling pathway; signal transduction. Bases 674 to 2041 code for a protein of 455 amino acids. Gene Ontology annotation, molecular function: ATP binding; protein serine/threonine kinase activity.
UACAGGACGUUAACUCCUAUGUGAAUGAGGAUGACGCUGCGCACAGUGCGCAGCAAAAGGAGGCUUAAAGAGACCACAGUGAAAUCAUAGCAACUUGAGGACAAGAGAAGCCAAACGGGGAAAGAAACCAACGAAGGAACAACCAUGACUUCGAAUGAGUUUCGAGGGAUGAUAUGUUAAGACACCAAACCCUUCUCAUACCUGUUCUGCUGCUUCUCAAACUCUGGAUUUCUCGCUGCCCCGGCCCUGCAACAUGGAGAUUUUCUACAGUGCCAAUGAUGGCUGACAAGAACCUUCAGAAGAUGCUCCCAAGUGGCCUUGUGGAUACAAUAGCUGUUUCUGGAUCUCUUUUUUUAUGACUACGAUUGGUCGUCUGCUGCUGGAUUUGUCCUAGUAAAAGACCUGCCUUCCCAUCAGGCAAGGACCUGCAACUCUGAGACUGGAGUGAAGAACCUCAAAACAACGAGCCCCCUCUUUUAGCAGACAGCUUACUUUAGCUACAGCGUGUCUCUGAGUGUGCUUGGUACAUUUUAAUCGUGACACCUUUCCUCUGUCUUGUGAGACCAGUUUCCCUCCCCCCUCCUUAAAACGUUCUCCUUUGUUGUUAUUGGAGUCUGUCUAUGAUUUGCAUGGCUGGAGACUAACCGUGGAGAGGCCAGGGUAUCACAAGCUUAUGGAUUUUGAUAAGAGAGGGGGCAAGGGAGAGACAGAGGAAGGGAAAAAGAUGUCCAAGACGACAGGCAGCAGGACUGGGGGCAGGAGUUCAGGGACCAACUCUGGAGUUCUAAUGGUUGGUCCAAACUUUCGUGUGGGGAAAAAAAUCGGCUGUGGAAACUUUGGAGAGCUGCGGCUGGGAAAAAACCUCUAUACUAAUGAAUAUGUGGCCAUCAAAUUGGAACCAAUAAAGUCCAGGGCACCACAGCUCCAUUUGGAAUAUAGGUUUUACAAACAGUUGGGAAAUUCAGAGGGAAUCCCUCAGGUGUACUACUUUGGUCCUUGUGGGAAGUACAACGCCAUGGUCCUGGAACUCCUUGGGCCAAGUCUAGAAGACCUGUUUGACCUUUGUGACCGCACCUUCUCCCUCAAGACCGUCCUCAUGAUAGCCAUACAGCUGAUAACACGGAUGGAGUAUGUUCACACAAAGAGUCUGAUCUACAGAGAUGUGAAACCAGAGAAUUUUCUUGUUGGGCGACCAGGCAGCAAGAGGCAGCACACCAUCCACAUCAUUGACUUUGGUCUUGCCAAAGAAUAUAUAGACCCUGAGACCAAAAAACACAUCCCCUACCGGGAGCACAAGAGUCUGACUGGAACGGCACGUUAUAUGAGCAUCAACACGCACCUGGGAAAGGAGCAAAGCAGACGGGACGAUUUGGAGGCACUGGGUCACAUGUUCAUGUACUUCCUCCGAGGCAGCCUCCCAUGGCAGGGCCUGAAGGCUGACACUUUGAAGGAGAGGUAUCAGAAGAUUGGAGACACCAAACGAGCAACGCCAAUUGAAGUUCUUUGUGAAAGCUUUCCUGAAGAGAUGGCCACCUAUCUGCGCUACGUUAGGAGGCUCGACUUCUUUGAGAAGCCUGAUUAUGAGUAUUUAAGGAAGCUCUUCACCGAUCUGUUUGACCGGAAUGGAUACGUCUUUGAUUAUGAAUACGACUGGGUCGGGAAGCCUCUCCCCACCUCACCUCCUAAACCGCCACACCCGCCACCCUCUGUCCUGCCCUCUUUUUUCCUCACCACUUCACGCCCAUCGACCUCAACCCUUUUUGCUCUUUGCGUCAAGUCGCCUGAGCCCAAAGGAAGUGAGUCUCAGCCCACUCCAGUGACCAAUAAGGAGACUCUGGGGUCGCACCUCACAGCUGAGCGGCUGGGGGGCUCUGUUCAGGUGAUGAGCUCAACAAACGGCGAGUUGAAUACAGACGAUCCCACAGCUGGACACUCCAAUGCUCCCAUCACUGCUCCCACCGAGGUUGAAGUGGCCGAGGAAGCAAAGUGCUGUUGUUUCUUCAAACGGAGAAAGAGGAAAGCUCUCCAGAGGCACAAGUAAAAGAAGAUUCGAGAGAACUUGAAACAUUGUGGUCACUGUCGAGUUUUAAAUGGAAGCAACUACACACACACACAAACACACACACACAGAAAAACCCCCCGUUACUUUUCCCGUUCCAGUUGUCCCCUCACCUUCCCUCCCCUCCCACCACCACCAUCCCCACGCCACUUCUCCAGCUCUCAUUUUCAGGGCUGUGGCCGAAUUGAAGGAAUGUUGCAGUCCUACUGACAACACAACAGACUCUUGAUUCCUUUAGACCAGAAUGAACCUAUCUGCUUCACCACACGGGGGCUUGAGGAAAAGUACAAAAGCUGUAACAAUGAAACUCAAACAGUGGAGUGAUGUGGUUGUAUUACAGAUGACAUACGAACAUGUAUUUUUUUGAACAGUCAGUUAAUCAGGGGAAACCAUUCAAGUGAAAGAAAUCUGUUCAGUAGGAAAUUGUUAAUUUUCUUUUAUUUGGUGUGUUUUGUUUUUUUGUUUUUUUUUUGAGGGGGGGUCAAGGUGAAGAGGAAAAAGGUGAAAAAUGCUGAUGUUUAACGAGAGACACAGGAAGCAUUUCAUCUGUAAAACAGAAUUCAGAAAGGUUUAUGUUUUCUUUCUUUCUUUUCUCUUUUAUAAGCAAAACCUUGGUUUUUUGAAGUCAAAUCCCUACAUUGAAAGUUUAUUUUUAUGUUGUAGUGUUCUGGAGUUCAGUUCUUUCCUCAUUUUUGACUUUUUUUUUCAUCUGUCGAUGUGGUCUUUGUAGCACAGUCACUGGCCUCAGGUACUGUGGAAGAACGAGAAGCAGAUGUUAGGCUCUUAUUGCACUUUUGGAAGAAAACCAAUUACAGUGGAGACCUUUGGGUUUGAAAUGAACCAUUAAGAAAACAACUUAAUAAAGACUGAUCUAGGAUGAGUCCUUCAGAACGCUUAUACCUGAGUUAUGGCUGAAAAAUCCUCAUUUCAGUGGGAAAAAAAUGAAAAAAAAAACGUCUUCUAAUUUUACAUUUAACAUCAAAAUAAUUUACCAGGAAAUCAUAGUUUGUGCCUUUUUUAAAGUAAAAUAUUUAAAACACAAGCGAGUAUUCCGCAUUGACAAUUUCUAUAAUCGGACAAACGCUUACUGGAUUUAAUUUGUGUGUCUGAGAGUGUGCAUGUGGAUGUUUGCUCAUCUGAAAGUGAAGUGUGACCGUGCCGUUCGCACAACCUGCUUAUGCGUCUUCCUCUCUGGCCGCUUUCUUUUUUGGUACUGGUGUGUGCGCUCUGCCACCUCCAAAACUACAACGGACUAAACUCACUGUAAACAUGGACGUCGCUGGAAAGACGAGCAGCUAGAGCUGGGAUAGUCGCCCUUCUGCUUCUUAUUUGAGUCUUCAAGAUCAGGACAAAAGGCUGUUUUAAACAUUUCUGUUCAUCUGCAGACGGUUUUUAUUUUUUUAGAUUUAUUUUUCUGUAAGAAAACCUGCUGUUCUUAGACUUAAAACAUAGACUGCCAUCACCCCUAAGCUUUACAGUCACUUUUAUUUUUCAUAGAAAAAAAAUCUAAUUUUCCCAUCAUGCAACUAUUCGAUAUUUAAGUUCCUCUUUUCAACAAUGAAACUGCUUUCAACGGUUUGGGUGGAGUUUUAAGAGAGGCGUCUGGAGUUAUUCCUUUAGAAAAUUAAUCAGAAUUGAAGUUUUUUUAUGUCAAAUUCGCAACUUCGAAGUCUAAAUGCUUUAAGCAAAAGUUUGUAUUUUCAAUUUUAUUUGCCAUCAAAUGUCAGUAGCUACUACCCAAACUGCAGCUCUUUUCACAUCUUGUUUUAACAGAAAUGAUUCAUUUUUUUUGCUUUUGUCAUUUGAAAGAGGGACACUCUUGAAGUUCCUCGUUGACUUAUACAAUAAAAGUCUUAAGUCUUGUCCAGAAAAAAAAGUCCCACCAAAUGGAAGAAAAAAGGGAAUUGAGUUGAUAAAACAUUUUUGUCUAGAAUAAAAGUAUGACCAUAAAGUAAAAUAAUUCAGAGGAAAUGAAGAGUCUCUGAUAAUGGUCAUUUCCUGUCUUUAAUUAUUAUAUUUUUAAUAGGCCAAUUGGAUGUUUUUUUAUUGUGUAUCAGGGAUAAUUUGUGAUAUUUGAGUUGAUCUGUCAUUAGAAGGUUCUGUGAAAGAAUUGAAGGAACAAAAGAUUUGUUUUUUUUCUCUUAAAACCAAGCUAUUUCUUCAUUUCCUCACUUUUCGUUUUGUUUCCUGCAGCGACUUUAAAUCAGUAACUAAAGUGUCACUUUAGGAGUCAGUCAAAGCUUGACUGCGCUCAUCAAAUCUUGGCUUCUAAAUAGUUAAAGUCGUGAUUCAGUUUUUCUAAUGGUAUCUGGUUGUAAAUGUUGCGCUUAUUUGUUCCUCCGAGCAGGUUUUGGAGGACUCCGUGAGAGGAACCAGUCCAAGUGCUUUGUAAACUUGUUUCAACCAUAACCAUCACUUCAUUUACCCGACAUGUAGAGUAUGAGGCGUUAACGCUGCAGCGGGUGGUUCAGUCACCUAAGCACAUCUCCAUGUGAUCCAGGACACCACCAUGCACAGCAGGGAAUACUUUCCAGUUAUUCCAAUUUAAAAAAAAUAUUAAAAAAGAAAGAUACUUGUUUUGGUGAGGACCCAGCUUAGUUUAAUCCACCGCACUGCGUUUUCUUACGAUGUGAUUUCUAAUUGGAGACUUUCUUUCCGAGGAUGUUCAGACCAGGGUUGAACUGUGCUUCUGCUCUACGUUUAUUGGUGUAACUAUUUGCAACAUGUAUUUGUAAAUAUGACGACGACAGAUCUCUAAUUGUGAAUAAAGAAAAUUUUAUCACA